AAUACGACCUGCCGGAGUAGGUCGCGUCGUCGCGUCCACUCGAGCGACUCGAGUACGUCGAGUAAAUUUGCAAACACGCUCACACGCCACCGAAGCUCCUGAAGUUUUGGGUGAUCCCGUUGUCCCAUCUGGUUGUGCCGUUCGUUGUACCAGUUGUCUUGUGUCAUAAGCUGUGCAGUGCCAGCUGAACAAAAAGCAGCUUUACGUGUAUCCUGGUCAUGGUAUUGGCCGGAGUCUGCCAAGCUUACAAGCACAGGGGCUACGGGCUUUGCAGGCGCUUUGCGAAAUCUCGGUGGAGGAGAAUGUUCAGCACGGACGUUAGUUCUGGCAGUUCCUGCUCCACCAUCGCGGUGUGCCAGCUGACGUCGACGUCUGACAAGGCCGCUAAUUUUCAAGCGUGCUCCGAUCUAAUUCACCGUGCCAAGUCAAGAGGGGCGCAGAUGGUGUUCCUACCGGAGGCAAUGGACUUUCUGGCAGAGAAAAAGGCUCAGGCCUAUGAACUGGCGGAGCCACUGGACGGACCUCUGAUCGCCGAGUACAAGAGCCUCGCCAAGCGGCUCUCGGUCUGGCUGUCGCUCGGCAGCGUUCACAUCAAGGACGCCGACCAAGGCAACAAGGUGUCCAACACGCACGUGGUCAUCAACUCCGAGGGCAACAUUGUGGACACAUACAGCAAGGUGCACAUGUUUGACGUGGAUGUGCCCGGCGCACGGAUUAGGGAGUCCGACUACACUGCAGCGGGCACACGGAUCACUCGGCCAGUUGCAACGCCAGUCGGAAAAGUGGGACUCGGAAUCUGCUAUGACCUCAGGUUCCCCGAGUUCUCUCUCAGCCUCGCCAAGAUGGGCGCCGACAUCAUAACCUACCCUUCCGCAUUCACCGUGCCCACGGGUAUGGCCCACUGGGAGGUGAUCAUGCGGGCACGCGCCAUCGAGAGCCAGUGCUACGUCGUGUCUGCAGCCCAAGUUGGACAACACAACCCCAAGAGGUCCUCUUACGGACACGCACUCGUCGUCGAUCCCUGGGGCUGCGUCGUGGCACAGUGCUCGGAUGCCGUCGGGAUUGCGGUGGCAGAGAUAAACCUCGACUUGGUCGCGAAAGUUCGACAGGCCAUUCCAGUCUGGAACCACCGGAGGACCGACCUCUACGGCAACCUGUCACCGUGUUGGAGUGCUUCGGAGCAAGGACCUCCUAAGCAGCCCCAGUACCAGUUUGGUCAGGUAACGGUGCAGGCAGCUCACGUGUUCUACAAGUCUCCCCUGACAAUUGCAUUCGUCAACAAGAUGCCCGUCCUACCUGGUCAUGUUCUAGUCGCUCCUAUCCGCCCGGCGCUGCGACUCGCAGACCUGUCUGCGGAAGAGGUGCAGGACCUGUUCCUAGUCGUCCAGAGAGUGCAGGUUGCGGCAGAGAAACAGUUUGGUGCAUCGUCCUCUACCAUAGCUGUCCAGGACGGGCCAGACGCGGGCCGUUCCAUCGACCACAUUCAUGUGCACGUGCUGCCACGGAGACCCGGAGACUUCGCUCGAAACGACGAAGUGUAUGUGAAGCUUCAGGAAGACAAGAAGAACUUAAGGCCAAAGCGUUCUGACGAAGAAAUGGCAGCGGAAGCUGAACAGCUCGGAGCCCAUUUUUAAAUGUGCAGCCUUUGCCUUCUCCUCUCCAUUCAGCGUAUUCGUGGUGGUUACAGCUGCGAUGGAACAGUUCAUGGAUGCAGAGUCUAUAAUUAAACGGAAACUUUUAAGCCCGGAUAA
Molecule: messenger RNA, 1751 nt
Organism: Ixodes scapularis (black-legged tick)
Lineage: Eukaryota; Metazoa; Arthropoda; Arachnida; Ixodida; Ixodidae
Product: nitrilase and fragile histidine triad fusion protein NitFhit
Exons: 11
Coding region: 219-1634 (471 amino acids)
Biological process (GO): nucleobase-containing compound metabolic process
Molecular function (GO): bis(5'-adenosyl)-triphosphatase activity; hydrolase activity, acting on carbon-nitrogen (but not peptide) bonds, in linear amides
Source: RefSeq, a predicted model, not a curated record